Messenger RNA from Kickxella alabastrina, 2261 nucleotides. RefSeq lists its product as uncharacterized. The record is from RefSeq and is a predicted model, not a curated record. NCBI's taxonomy places the organism in Eukaryota, Fungi, Kickxellomycota, Kickxellomycetes, Kickxellales, Kickxellaceae. The coding region runs from base 199 to 2022 and encodes 607 amino acids. The transcript has a single exon.
AUUUUGUAUUUUUAUAAUUUUCUUAUUCUUUGUUCGUCUGCUCUUACAUUAUUUUCAUAGAAACUAGCCUUUACUUGCGCGCCCCGCUUCAGCCUCAGCUUCAGUACAUACAAUAAAAGAAAAGGAAAAAUACCAGUGCAGCUCGCACCGUAUCUUUCACACAGUGCCUCAACAUUAGCCCUCGCACUUUCGACCCAAAUGCCGAGCGUUGGGAAAGAGCAACAGCCAGAAAUUACUAGCAGGGGUCAGUUUUACGAUGGGCCCAUCAUCCCACCAUUUGCACCGGGCGAAUAUAUCGGGCUAUUUGUAGUCAACAGCAUUAGCAUUCUCUGCAGCCUAUUUGUCAUGGGCUUUAUCCAUAUGUACCGCAACACAAUAUCGGUUGUGGCAGCCACAAGACAGCUUGGAAAACGGCGAACACUUCGGCGACCAGUAGGUACACGAGCAGUAGAGUAUCUGGUGUUGCCCGCGUCCCUGCGGCUCUUGUUUAUAGCCUCGAUAAUCGAUAUACUGUACAGCAUAUUUCGCAUAUACAGUUUGUCAGUCAGCAUGUCUGGGUUUUCGGGAAGCCAUCAAAACAAUUGCGAGGCAUCCAUGGCCGGGGUGACAUUCUUUAAUCUCAUGUCUGUAUUUGUCAGGGCGCUUCUAAACGUGCACUUGCAACUGGUCAUUAUAAACAACACGAGCAGAGCGCUUGUCUAUGGGCGGCACUUUUUGAUCGGCGCUUUUGCAGUUUCAAUUGUGCUUGCGAUUCUUCCCAUAAUCACGCACAACUACGUGUGGCUCACACUCGAUCCGACAAUGGGCAACUCUCACUGUGGGUACUUUCCCUUGCGCAAGACGACUGACAACAUGCAGGGCAUACCACUGGCCUAUGUAUGGACUCAAGCGAUGGCACGGAAGGCGCUGCAAAAGGGACUCAUAAUCAUGUGGUUGACAAACUUUGCCUGGGUGACGCUGACAGUAUUCUACGGGGCCGUGGUCAUUGUGUCAGUUGUGAUUCGGCUCGCCCAUCAGAAUACGACGCUCAACCGCAUUGCCCAUGGCCAGGGAUUGAUUCUCAAGCAGGAGUACCAGCGAAAGCGGCAGUUCCUUCACACUGCCACCAAAGUCGUGCGACGCAUUUUGCAAUUUCCCCUGAUGGUCGUGGUGUGCCACAUCUUCGAGGUGGUAUACGGAAUGGUAACUUUGACGCGGGCGUUGCAGUUGAUGCGUGCCGAUACCCUGGGUAGUGCCGCUGCCGACACCAACACGCGUUUGACACGCCUGUACUUGACAUCCCAAUUCAUGUUGGCCAUGGAGGGAAUAAUUACGUUGUUAUUUUUGCCAUUGGAGCCGCCGAUUCGCUUGAUGCUUCAUAGGCAGUAUUUGCGCUGGAAAUCUGAUCUGUGUCACCUGGGCACAAUUAAAAAAUCGAUGCGACGCAGGCCAGCAGAAAACUGGCCGUGUGCGAGAUCUCACUAUCCACCCCUGCAACCAAGCUACGACGAUGAUCUGGAUUUGCCACUACCAUGGUGCGACAAAACGUUGACCGCUUGUGCCCGCAACAGUAGCUUGGAUCCUAAUGGGAUUUACCACUUUGCUACAAAAUUCAGCGGCAGCAGCAGCUAUAACAACAACACCAGUCCUAGUGCAUCUUCGGCAUCUUCAUCCUCACCUCUGGGCGCAGCCAGUGACAAGCGGCUUCAGAAAGGCGACAGCAAGUCGAUUCAGCGGCCAAAGUCAGUUUACAAAUCAAAGACGCUGGACGAGUUUCCGUGGGACAUCGUAGCUGUUUCCAGGCAGGGCGGGCCAAGCACAGGCGCGCCAAUAGCUGAAGUACCUGAACAGAGAAUUGCUAGCAUUGCAUUGGCCAUGCGCAAUGAUGGGCUGCCGGUGCAGCAGUGGUAUGUGCCCGAGUCUCCCAACCGCAAAUUCACAGCGGCAGACCUCUCUGAGUUUUCCCCAGAUCUCAGUGUCAACAACACGCUGGUGACCAGAUCUUGCAGUAGCAGCCGUCAUAUCAAUGCAGUCGAAAUCUAGGCAACAUCUGGACACAUUUUGGUUGUUGGGGCUCUAAUUUUGAUUUAAAAAUGGGAAUGAAAGAAUUUUAUAGGGAAUGAAAAAUUUUGUUCUUAUCGUUUUAGGUCAUACGAAUUUGUCUGCGGGCACGCGUGGGUGCAUGUAAAUAAAACGUAUUGCAUUAUCUAUAAUAUUUUAUUUGCAACAUCGAGUAAAUAAAUAUCCAUGUGUAGCAUUUUUUAUUAUUCACAUUGUCUAAA